ACCCCCACCCACUCAGGAUAUUCUUUAAUACACAAAGAUAAAUACAAAUAAUUAUGAAGUGAAGCUGAUUUCUGGAGAACACAAAACCUUACCCCCAUUUCUUUACACACAUUUCUUUUUUGACUGCUUUUCUUUGUCAUCUGUAUAUCAAGUAAAAUUUAUUAUUGAUCCAAUCACUCAAUAUUCUGCUUAUUUUAGUGUGUAUACACCUCUUUUCAUAGAGUCCACGUACAUUACAUAUAUCAACACAAUUUUUGCUAAGCAAUAUAUUCUAUAGCACAAUUCCCCACCACCCUUUUCUUCACUUGUUCCAUCCUCCCAACACCAUUUUCUUGAUUUUUUCUUUCUCUUCUGUAGAUUUUUUUAGUGUUUGCUCAAAAGGGUUUCUGCAAUUUACUCCAAGAAAUGUUUUUUCCAUGGUUUUGAGGCGGCCGGUGAUGGAUAUUGAAGCCUGGAGCCCUGAACGUUCUAUAAAGAAAGAAUCAUGGAAGACUGUAUUGACAUUGGCUUACCAGAGUUUGGGUGUUGUGUAUGGUGAUUUAAGCACUUCGCCUCUGUAUGUGUACAAGAGCACUUUUGCAGAGGAUAUUCAGCACUCUGAAACUAAUGAGGAGAUUUAUGGAGUUCUUUCUUUUGUUUUCUGGACAUUAACUUUAAUACCACUCCUUAAGUAUGUGUUCAUAGUGCUUAGAGCAGGCGAUAAUGGCGAGGGCGGUACUUUCGCUCUCUACACCCUCCUCUGCCGCCACGCUCGUAUCGGCACUUUGCCGAACGGUCAACUUGCCGACGAGGAUUUGUAUGAGUACAAGAAGGAUGGGAUUAGUUCUUGUAAUAAUAAGGGUCUUGGUAUGAAAUUGAGAUCUACACUUGAGAAGCACAAAUUGCUGCAGAAAAUGCUGCUUAUUUUGGCCUUGAUUGGGACUUGUAUGGUGAUUGGAGAUGGAGUUCUUACGCCCGCAAUUUCGGUGUUUUCUGCAGUUUCUGGAUUGGAGCUUGUUGUGUCAAAGCAUCAUCAUCAAUAUAUAGAAGUCCCGGUUGCAUGCAUAAUACUGGUGUUCUUAUUCUACCUUCAGCAUUACGGGACCCACCGACUAGGAUUUUUAUUUGCACCGAUAGUGAUAACUUGGCUUUUCUGCAUCAGUUCAAUCGGAGUGUAUAAUAUCUUCCAUUGGAACCCUCAUGUUUACAAAGCACUCUCACCUUAUUACAUGUAUAAAUUCUUGAAAAAAACCCGACGAGAUGGAUGGAUGUCGUUGGGUGGGAUUUUAUUGUGUAUAACAGGUUCGGAGGCUAUGUUUGCUGAUCUUGGACACUUUUCGCAGUUGUCGAUCAAGAUUGCGUUUAGCUUUGUGGUAUAUCCAUCUUUAAUCCUUGCUUAUAUGGGACAAGCGGCUUAUCUUUCCAAACAUCACGUAAUCGAGAGUGAUUAUCAGAUUGGAUUCUACGUAUCCGUACCUGAAAAGAUACGGUGGCCUGUUCUGGCAAUAGCGAUUCUUGCUGCAGUGGUCGGAAGCCAAGCCAUAAUUACCGGAACAUUUUCGAUAAUUAAACAAUGCUGUGCAUUGGGUUGUUUUCCGAGGGUUAAUAUAAUACACACGUCGUCAAAAAUAUGCGGCCAGAUUUAUAUCCCAGAAAUCAACUGGACUUUAAUGGUGCUCUGUUUGGCCGUCACCCUCGGCUUUCGUGACACUAAACACAUUAGCAAUGCCUCAGGUCUAGCGGUUAUAACAGUUAUGUUGGUAACAACAUGCCUUACGUCACUCGUAAUCGUCCUAUGCUGGAACAAGAGCGUCCUAUUAGCAAUUUGCUUCAUAUUCUUCUUCGGCUCCGUCGAAGCCCUCUACUUCUCAGCUUCCCUAAUCAAAUUCCGCGAGGGCGCGUGGGUCCCGAUCGCCCUCUCUCUCAUCUUCCUCGCCAUAAUGUACACCUGGCACUACGGCACGCUCAAAAAGUACGAAUUCGACGUACAGAACAAAGUCUCCAUCAACUGGCUCCUAGGUUUGGGUCCGAACCUAGGCAUAGUACGUGUCCGAGGCAUAGGCCUCAUACACACCGAGCUAGUCUCCGGAAUUCCCGCCAUUUUCUCUCACUUCGUCACUAAUCUUCCCGCCUUUCAUCAGGUGCUGGUUUUGUUCUGCAUCAAGUACGUGCCGGUCCCACACGUGGGGCCCGAGGAGAGGUUCCUUGUGGGGAGAAUCGGGCCGAAGGAGUACCGGGUUUACCGUUGUAUAGCCCGUUACGGAUACCGAGACACUAUGAUUGAUGACGUGGCGUUCGAGAAGGAUCUCGUUUGUAGUAUAGCGGAGUUUAUUAGGUCCGAACGGAACGAUCAAAGUGGGGGCCCGCCUUGCGAUGACGACGAGGAUAGGAUGGCGGUUAUUGGGACGAGCUCGAGGAAGAUGUGGGCGGACGAGGGUGGUGAUGAUGUGGCGGUGGAGGAGGUGAGGGAAAUGCCGAGGAAGAAGAGAGUGAGAUUUGUUUUGCCGGAGAGUCCGAGGAUGGAUAGGGAGGCGCGCGCGGAGUUGGACGAGCUGAUGGAGGCGAGGGAAACGGGGAUGGCGUUCAUAUUAGGGCAUUGUUACGUGAAGGCGAAAGCGGGUUCGGGUUUGGUGAAGAGAGUCGUGAUCAACGUGGGGUACGAUUUCUUGCGGAGAAAUUCGAGGGCGCCGACUUACGCUUCGAGUUUCCCGCGCGCCUCGACGUUGGAGGUGGGGAUGGUUUACCAUGUGUGAAUCUUGUUGGGUUUUGGUUGAUGUGCCACGUGGAAUACUCGAUGUAAAUGAAAUGUUAUUACAUGUUUUAUACGAGGUUAAUUGCAGUGAGGUUGACAAAAAUUUGCU
This is a messenger RNA of Erythranthe guttata (spotted monkey flower), 2840 nucleotides long. The record is from RefSeq and is a predicted model, not a curated record. NCBI's taxonomy places the organism in Eukaryota, Viridiplantae, Streptophyta, Magnoliopsida, Lamiales, Phrymaceae.